This is a messenger RNA of Fonsecaea erecta, 390 nucleotides long. RefSeq lists its product as hypothetical. Bases 1 to 390 code for a protein of 129 amino acids. The transcript is spliced from 2 exons. The record is from RefSeq and is a predicted model, not a curated record. Lineage: Eukaryota; Fungi; Ascomycota; Eurotiomycetes; Chaetothyriales; Herpotrichiellaceae.
AUGAAUAGUUUUCAGGUCUACGAGCCUGGUGGCGGCAGCGGUGGUGGUCUGACGAAACGGCAGCAGGCCAUCCUCGCCCUCCCCACCACGUACCUGGGCCUCAACUCGGGACCGAAACCAGGCACCGUCGCAGCCAUCGUGCUCGGGUCGGUCGGCGGGUUCUUGCUCAUCAUCUACCUCAUCUGGGCGGCCCUCAACUACGGGAACGUGUUCGGUUUCAGGCGCGGGGUCGUCGCAGAGGACGUCGUUCGUCAACGCCGGCCACGCAGCAGCAGGCGAGGGGGCACUGUCGUCGAGGAGACCAUCGAGGUGGACCGGCGAAGUUCAGUACGGCGACGAGGAGCGUCGACGGUGCGAGAAGUCGAAGAGUCUGCGACUGUGGAGGAGUGA